Chenopodium quinoa (quinoa) is the source of this 1551-nucleotide messenger RNA. RefSeq lists its product as uncharacterized. The coding region runs from base 152 to 1435 and encodes 427 amino acids. The record is from RefSeq and is a predicted model, not a curated record. The transcript has a single exon. NCBI's taxonomy places the organism in Eukaryota, Viridiplantae, Streptophyta, Magnoliopsida, Caryophyllales, Amaranthaceae.
GAUGUAAUUUAUCUUCCUCUUUUUAGUCCUUACAUGAGUUACAUCCACUCCAUUCCUUUACCUAAGCAAAAUACUACACAUCCAUGCAAACAUAUUGUUAAAACAAAACUUUUAAGCACCCAAAUAACACCCCUAAUUGUGUAUAAGCUUCAUGUCUCAGGUCAAGACUAAGAUCAGCAACUUCCAAUGCACCAGCAAACUUUCAACAUUUUUUACCAGAACAAUUUUUUCUCUCUCCAAAAUCCCAACUUUAAAGAUGAAAUCCCAACAAAAUUCCAAGAGACCCACCUGCCCAUCUUGCUCUAAACCUCUUUCUCUCUGUCUUUGCACUCGACUGAAACACCCAAAUCUUAAUAACAAAGUUCAUGUCACCAUUCUUCAGCAUAGCUUAGAAAGAAAACACCCUCUUAAUUCUGCAAAAAUUGCUAAAUUGGGUUUGAAAAAUGUCGAUGUUUUCACUGUUACUGAUGUUAUGUUUGAAGCUCAGUUUGAUAUUCAGCCAUUGGAGUUGGAUAGUACAGAGAUUUUGUUAGAAGACGAAUGCACGUCAACUGUUUGUGAAAAUGCCUCUGAGAGUUUAGAGGUUAAAAUUUCUGGAAAGCGGGGUUUUGAUCAGGUUACUGAUCUUGAUUCAGAAGCUGGGUACAUUGAUAUUUCAGACUGUGAGAGGCUUUCGGGUUGUAUUCAAGAAAAUGUCGAUAAAAUUUUCGAGUUUGAAGGAAGUGGUGGUGCAUUGGCCAAGAAAGAUGUUCACUUGCUGAAGCAAUGUGAUGCAGAAGUUGCUGGUGUUUGUGAUAAUAUAACUAGUAAAAUUGUGAAAACAGAAAUUCCUAAAGCUGUAAUGAGUGUAACUAUUGGUAAAUAUGGAGAAAUCAGCAACAUUUCUCAUCAGUGGAAGCUGCAAGAUGAAGGGAAAACACACAAUCUUGAGCAUCUGGCCGCGUCACCAGAAGCUCUGGAAUCGCUAGCAGGAGGGUUUGUGGUAACGAAGCUGCAAAAGAAGCAGAUCAGUGGGAGUUUAGAACUAGAACAAUUUGAAGAGUUUCAAAUCAUGGUUCCACCAGGAUCAGCACUUCUGUUUCCUGCACAAAAGGCGAUGCCAGCUGAGGCAGUCGACUUUGAAGUGAAGAACUUGAUUGUUUUAGACGGAACUUGGUCAAAGGCGAAUAGAAUGUAUAAUGAGAAUCCAUGGUUGAAAAUUAUACCGUCUGUGAGAUUAGACAUGGAGAAGUUGAGCAUGUUCAGUGAAGUUAGGCGUCAGCCUAAGCCCGGAUAUUUGUCUACCAUUGAGAGCAUUGUGUACGCAUUGGAGGCUCUAGGAGGGAGCGAGAAGUUAGAGGGGCUGGAUAACUUAUUAGAUGUUUUUGAGUCCAUGGUUAAAGACCAGAGACGAUUCAAGGAGGAGGCACUAAAAAAUCUAUCUUCAUAUCGAUGAUUAACGUACCAACACAAUGUACCUACAUGAGUGCAAUCUUGAUAAACAGAAAUAUAUUUAAAUCUUGCUGAUUAUUAAUCAUAUUCUUCUCUUGUCCUUCACUUUGUGAGUUUGCU